AUAGACGCAUUAUUUAUACCGCUUCAAUUUCAGAAUUCACUAUAAGUAUAAGAUGACAGUUAUACAUAGAUAACCUUCUGUUCUAACAAUAAUAUGCAGAUUAUACGACAUGGAUAAAAUGCAUAUACAUAUAUUUGGAGAACGAUAUAAUAUGUUAAUAUUUAGAUGACUAUCUCUAUAUUAUUAAAUCCGUCAGAAAGGAAAAACCAAUUAAAGUCAGAUUAAUACGGAUUAUUUAUAACACGCAGAGAGGAAACAAUGAAAAAGACAAUCGUACUAACCACGAAAACGUUCUUGAUAACAUGCCGUUCAUAAAAGAAUACAUAACCUCAAUGCAACAGGGAAAUAAAUUAUAUAAACGCGCAAGACGAGACGAGGGAACGAUUUAACAAGAACAAUGCAUUGUAUACUUGUAACAGUUCAAAUUAGACGUAUUUGAUGACGUUAGAAAAUUGCGUGGAUGACACGAAGAAAAACCGAGUACCGACAGGAAUGGAAAAUUACUGAUAACGCGGCUACUUAACUCUGCUAAUCUUAUCGACACAGAUCUACUGGACAAGAAUUGAAUUAAUGCUUUACCUUUCUAUCAUCUACUUGCAGCAUUGUUAUUAACCACCAGGAUUCACUAAGAGUUCCUUCCUAACGUACGACUUUUAUAAUGAGGCAAAGGUUACAAAAAGAUAAGGUGUCUGCUUUGGAUCCAAGCCACCGUGUUUGGAUUUUGCAUGUCUGUACAUACAAUGUCUAUAUGUGGCAGUUGUACUCAAUCUACGGAUCCUCUGUAUGUAGUUCCUUAGAUACAUAAUACGCGCACGUGCGUACAUAUAUGUAUUUGUGUAUUGUGUAACAAAUUAUGAAGCAUUUGACAAAAAUAUGAUCACGAUCAUGCAUUUGUGUAACCACGCGCAGACAGAAUAUUGAAUCCUAUCGGACGGAAAUGAUAAUAUUUUUUUUGUACUCGAUUUGUGUAACAUAACCUUAAACAUUACACUUAGCAAUCCGUAAACAAAAAUAGUAUACUUCGAUCAACAAUUGUAUGCUUGAUUCUAUUCGAAAGAAUAAAAGGAUAAACAACACAACAUUAGCCGGCAUACAUUCACAAAUAGAUUCUGCGCUAAUUAACUUGCAAAGUAGAGGAUUAUAGGCUUCGCGGAAGCGUCAUUAAAAAUGGCGGAAGUGUCUUUAAACACCGACGAAGAUCAAUGUUCUUCAGCUAAGAAAAUCAAAAUAGACAAUGAAAAUGUAUCGGAAAUUAUUAAAAACAUACACGACGAUAAGUUUUGUUUGUCCAACUUUGAAGUAAAGCAGAUAUUGCAAAACAAUACUUUGAGGAAACAAAUAUGCAUCGAAGGUACCUUUAAAGAUCGUGAAGGCUCAAGCGUUAUUUUGUUUGAGAAAUCUGAAUUCUCCGACGAUCCAGCGUGUUUAAAGAAACAAUUGUUUAAUAAAGACACCGCUGUGCGCAAGCUUUACAGUAAUGAUGUUUAUGGAAAUUACGAAUGUUUUGCGCUGAAAGAAUGUAAUGAUUUAAAGUUAAUGUUAAUACAUCCUGCGACGCAAAAGCAUAUUGACAAGUUCAAAAGAAAGCAACUGUUCAUUAUAGAUGAAACAUAUGAACUUUACAAAAAAGUUACUCUCCCGCACAUAGAAUCAAGCAACUUGUCUUUACAGUGGGUAUAUAAUAUUAUGGAACACAAGGCAGAACAGGACAAAAUUGUGUAUGAGGAUAAAGAUGAGAAGACUGGAUUUAUAUUGGUGAAUGAUUUAAAAUGGAGUGGGCAUAGAAAUACUUUAAAGUUAAUAGCACUUCCUUUUCAAAAGAUAAAAUCAAUAAGAGAGUUAAAUGCAUCUCAUCUUCCACUAUUAAAAAAUAUUAGGGAUGCUGGAAUAGAGACAAUCUCUAAAAAAUAUAAUAUAUCUGCUUCUCAACUUAGGAUAUAUUUGCACUAUCAACCAUCAUAUUAUUAUCUCCAUGUACAUUUUGCAUAUCUCAUGUUUGAAACUCCAGGUAUAUAUGUAGAAAAAGCACAUCUCUUAUCCAUGGUUAUAACAAAUCUCGAAUUAGUGCCCGACUAUUAUACAAAAGCAGUACUUUCAUUUGUUGUUGCUGCAACAGAUCCCUUGUAUACUAAAUUUAUAGAGGAAGGUGUUAUAACAGAAGUAAAACCAGAAUCCGAUGAAGUUGAAAAAUAGUACAGCUAGGAAAUAAUAUAUAUUCAAAAGAUAUAUUUUCUGUGUCUUAAUAUAAGGAAAAAGAUGCAAUAAACACAGCACUUGAAAAAUAUAAAUGUGGAUGUUAUAAAAACUUUAUAUCAUCAUCAUUGUAAUCUUACAAUUGUAGAAUGUUUCAUACUUCAUCACUGUGAUAAAAAAAAAAUAAAUCGCGGAAAUUUCGUCUGAUAUUGCGAAUA
Megalopta genalis is the source of this 2411-nucleotide messenger RNA. RefSeq names its product Decapping enzyme, scavenger (gene Dcps). Gene Ontology annotation, molecular function: RNA 7-methylguanosine cap binding; hydrolase activity. NCBI's taxonomy places the organism in Eukaryota, Metazoa, Arthropoda, Insecta, Hymenoptera, Halictidae. The record is from RefSeq and is a predicted model, not a curated record. Gene Ontology annotation, cellular component: nucleus; P-body. Gene Ontology annotation, biological process: deadenylation-dependent decapping of nuclear-transcribed mRNA.